Oncorhynchus gorbuscha (pink salmon) is the source of this 10600-nucleotide messenger RNA. RefSeq names its product dynein, axonemal, heavy polypeptide 9 like (gene dnah9l). The coding region runs from base 1 to 9624 and encodes 3207 amino acids. The transcript has 62 exons. Gene Ontology annotation, biological process: microtubule-based movement. The record is from RefSeq and is a predicted model, not a curated record. Gene Ontology annotation, cellular component: dynein complex. Gene Ontology annotation, molecular function: dynein light intermediate chain binding; ATP binding; minus-end-directed microtubule motor activity. NCBI's taxonomy places the organism in Eukaryota, Metazoa, Chordata, Actinopteri, Salmoniformes, Salmonidae.
AUGUUUACAUCUUUAAAGACGUCAGCCCCCUGGAAGACCAAGCUGAUGUGCGUGCUGAAGAAGGGGGUCCUGAGGAUCACCGUGCAGGGCUUCAGGACUCAGCUGUGGCUGGGGGAGGUCUCUGGACACCCCAUGGAGCACAUGCCGCUCCUCAUCUCCGAGGUUCUGGUGUCAGUGUUAUCUAACUCUCUGAACCACGGCGGUUGGCCUCGGGUGGUGUCUGAGGACAUACACAGACACCUGGAGCAGCUGAGGAGCAAGGUGGUCACUCUGAGAGGCAGGGCAGAGGGACGCACCCUGCUGCCCCUACCACUGUGUGUGGAGAGAUCUCAGCCACAGGACAUAUUGCUCAGCUCUAAUGGCUGGCCGAUAGACCGGGCUCUGCUGUAUUCCAUAGAGACCCUGGUAAUCCAGUGGUCCGGUCAGGUCUGGACUGUCCUGAAGAGGGAUUCCAGCAUGGUGCUCCAGCAGGGGGACCACCCGGGCCCCAGUGCGGAGCUCCACUUCUGGGCCUGUCAGAGAGGCAACCUGCUAGGCAUCCAUUCACAGAUCAUGAACCCUAAGGUGGAGCAGAUCAUGGAGAUUCUGAGGAGGAUCAAGAGCAGUUACUACGCCUCCUUCCACGACAUCUGCCUCAAAGUCAACCAGGCGGUUUCAGAGGCUGAGGAUAUAGACCUCUACCUGAGGCCACUGAGGAGACUGAUCAGUUGUCUGGAGGAGGGGAGUUUCAACAAGCUAGAGAUGCUGUUACCUCCUCUCUUCCACACGCUGUGUCUCAUCUGGAGUCGCUCCCAAUACUACUGCCGCCCUCCACGCAUGGUGCUCCUACUGCAGGAGUUCUGCAAUUUACUCAUCGAGAAGGCGUUUGCGUAUCUGAUCCCAGAGGAGCUGUUUAAGAUGGAACUGGAAGAAGGAGUGGAGAGGGUGCAGGUGACCAUCGGUGUCCUACGGAGCUUCAAGCGCCUGUUCCACACACACCGCCAGCGCAUCCCUCAGUACUACCGCAGCGGGGAGACUGUCAGACAAUGGGACUUCCCUUCCACACUGGUCUUCCACAGGGCUGACCACAUACUGGACCGGCUGCUCAUGAUCGAGGAGCUGUUUGCGUCUGCACUGGUCUUCCUGAAGCUGGAGAAGGUUGAGCUGGGAGGGUCGAGGGGGAAGAUCCUCAGUGAGAUGGUGUUCAGUAUGAACGAGGAGUUCCACGACAGCUGGAGAACUCUGAGGGAGAGCAAACACGACCCACUGGACUACACUAAAAAGGUGAAGCUGGACUUCCUAGUGGACUACAGGCGUUUCAUGGAGCAGAACAGAGACUUUGACCAGAGGCUGGGGACCGUUCUCAACCUGGCCUUCCAACACUCUAAAGGCCUGGAGUCUGCAUUCAAGCUCCUCCAGAUCUUUGGCACCCUCUUAGAGAGACCCAGGAUCAACCAGCUGUUCUCCCCAAACUACAGCACCCUGCUGGGCAUGUUCAACACUGAGAUAGACCACUGCCAGAUCAUACUGGACCAGCAGAGAGAGCGGUUGCGGUCGGGCUGUGUGGUCCUGAGUAAGAACAUGCCACCGGUCGCUGGCAACCUGAAGUGGUCGCAGGAGCUACGAGACCGCAUCCUGACUAACCGCAGCAACCUCAACCAUCUCAUACGCAUGCCACUGGGUUCUGCUGAGGCGGAGCAGGUUCUCCAGAAGUGUGAGAGGGUUCUAGAGGUUCUAGACCAGCACGAUGAGGAGCUGUUCUCCGUGUGGACGGAGGGGUUGGAGGAACUGUGCAACACACACCUCCAGGAACCACUACUCACCUUGGAUCAAGAGACAGGGCUGUUCCAGGUCAACUUCAGCCCUGCACUGACCUCAGUGCUGAGGGAGGUGAAGUAUCUGAGCAUGUUGAAGAACCACAGCAUCCCUAAAGCUGCUCUACACCUCUACUCCAAACGAGAGACACUCUAUAUGUACACCCAGACCUUGGCCCUGAUAACCCAGUGGUACAAUCGGCUGCACAGCACCAUCCUGGCUGUGGAGCUGGGAUUGGUUAAGGAGGAGAUGGGCGGGACAAGACGGCAGCUGAAGCCCGCUCUCCAAGAACUGACCUGGAGUAGGGAUGACCUGUUGGACUACGUCCAGGCCACACGAGACCUGGUGCAGGACGUGUCCAGUAGAGUCCAGUCCAGCAAGGCUAAUGUUGAGGCCAUUCAGGCUCUGAUGGGGAAGUUCAGUCACCAGGCCUUCAUCACCAGGAAGACCAGGGGUUCUACCCUCCUCAUCCUCACUGACAUGGAGGAGAGCAUCAGCAAACAGUACACACUCAUCACCAACACAGGGGAGCAGAUACACACACUGCUAAAGGAGAACCUUGCUCUGUUAGGAGUGUCAGCCCCAGACUGUGCCGAGUGGAGGUCCUACACUGACUAUGUUGACCGCAUGGUUUUAGCAGGGUUCUCCAGUGCGGUACGCUGUUCCCUACAAUACCUGAUCGAGAACACUGACCCCGCCCUUCGCAUCGCACCGCUCUUCGAGGUCCAGCUGGUCCUCGACGCCAACGAGAUGACCUUUGAACCCUCGCUGGACAUCAGUCACCAGGGAAACUUCUAUGACAUCAUCGACAAGAUGGUGGGCGAUAUCACUAAGAUGGCAUCGUUCAUACCUCGCGUGGCCAAGCAUAAACAGAUGGACAACUAUCAGUCUGACAUAGACAGGAUGGCCGACCUUUCAGAGCUGGGCCAGGUCAUCAGAGGCCGUGCCCGAUCGACCAUUUCUAAGGUCAGAGAGUACCAGGUGUCAUUUUCCAGCUACCGCUACCUUUGGACAGAUGACAGGUCAGAGUUCAUGAGACAGUUCCUGCUGUAUGGUCAUGUCCUGAGCACAGAGGAGGCUGAGCUCUACGCAGACUAUGAACUGGCCAAGAACCCACCCACACUGGACAACUUUAAAGAACAGAUCAGCCUGUUUGAGUCUCUAUACGUGCGGGUCAGUAAGCUGGAAGACAGGAGAGUGUUCUGUGGCUGGCUGCAGCUGGACAUCAAGCCCUUCAAACUGGCCCUGAUGAACAUCAUCAAGAGGUGGAGCUGGAUGUUCAAAGAGCACCUACUCAACCAUGUCAAUCAGAGUGUGAGCGACCUGACGUUGUUUGUCCAGAACACAUCUUGUGGUCUGUCUAAUAAGGUCUCAGACGGGGACUACGCUGGUCUGGUGGACAUUAUGGGUCAUCUGAUGGCCAUACGGGACAGACAGAUCAGUGCUGAUCAACACUUCAAACCACUCAAGUCCACCACUGAUCUACUCAAGACCUAUGGACAGCAGCUACCUGGAAGUGUCUAUACACAGCUGGAGGAGCUGCCUGAGAAGUGGAAGAGUCUGAAAAAGGUCGCAUUUACAGUGAAACACGAGGUGGCCCCACUGCAGUCCAACGAGGUCUCCGUCAUACGUAGGAAGUGUGUCCGCUUUGAGAUCAAGCAGCAUGAGUUCAGGGAGCAGUUUCGCUCGGAGGUCAUCUUCAGAAUAGACGUGGAGGAGCCUUAUAAGCUGAUUGACAAGUCUAACCGCGUUGUAGCAGUGUUGGAGGCAGAGAUGUGUAAGCUCCAGGACACAGCUGAUCUGUUCGAGGUCAGUUUCCCUGACUACAAGCAGCUCCGCCAGUGUCGCUCUGACAUCAUCCUGGUCAAAGCCGUCUGGGACAUGGUCAUCUUCGUCAAGACCAGUAUAGAGGACUGGACUAAGACCCCGUGGAAAGAGAUUAACGUGGAGCAGAUGGACAUGGAGCUGAGGAGAUUUGCUAAGGAGAUGAAGACCCUGGAUAAGGAGGUGCAUGUGUGGGAUGUGUAUCUGGGUCUGGAGUCGACGGUGAAGAACCUGCUGACGUCUCUUAGAGCAGUCAAUGAGCUGCAGAACCCUGCCGUCAGAGAGAGACACUGGCAACAACUCAUGAACACCACAGGGGUGCGGUUUGUGAUGUGGGAGGGGACCACUCUGGGAGACCUACUGGAGCUGCAGCUCCACAGAGUGGAGGACGAGGUCAAAAACAUAGUGGACAAGGCAGUCAAAGAGAUGGCCAUAGAGAAGGUGCUAGCUGAGAUUACUCAGACGUGGAGUGUGAUGGCGUUGUCUUAUGAGAAGCACCCCAGUAUAGAGACUCCACUGCUCAAGUCGGACGAAAACCUGAUUGAGACCCUGGAAGACAACCAGGUGCAGCUGCAAAACAUCCUGAUGAGUAAGUAUGUGGAGUACUUCCAGGCGGAGGUGAGUGGCUGGCAGAGGAGGCUAAUGGUGGCAGACCUGGUCAUCUCCGCCUGGAUGUCGGUCCAGAGGACCUGGGCCCACCUCAACAGCAUCUUCACCAAUAGCCACGACAUACGCUCUCAACUAGCCCGCGAUGCAGAGCGCUUCCAGGGCAUACACUCCGACUUCCAGAACAUGAUGACAGAGGUUGUCCAGACCCGUAACGUGGUGGAGGUCACCAACCAACCUGGCUUCCUGGAGAAACUAGAAGCUCUGCAGCAAAGGCUGUCAGUGUGUGAGAAGGCCCUGGCUGAGUAUCUGGAAACCAAAAGACUGACGUUCCCUCGGUUCUACUUUGUCUCUGCUACAGACCUAUUGGAGAUCGUCUCCAAGGGAACACAGCCCAAACAGGUUACCAGGCACCUGUUGAAGCUGUUUGAUAACGUGGCGGAUCUUCGCUUCCAAGACUCAGAGAAAGAGGGAGAGGAGGGAGAAAAGAAACGGGGAGAGGAGGAUGAGGGGGAGGCAGUUGCCAUAGGAAUGUACAGUAGAGAAGGGGAGUACGUACCCUUCUCCGAACCCUGCAUCUGCCAAGGACAGGCAGAGUGCUGGCUGAGUGAACUUGAGCGGACUAUGCGCUCUACUGUCCAGAGGGAGAUCCAAGAAGCUGUUGCUGCUUAUGAGGACAAACCCAGAGACCAGUGGCUGUUUGACUAUCCAGCACAGGUUGGUCUGACUGGCAGCCAGGUGUGGUGGGCAACAGACGUGGGUAUCGCCUUUGAGAGGGUGGAGGAGGGCUUUGAGACUGCCCUGAAGGACUACAACAGAAAGCAGAUCACCCAGCUGAACUCCCUGAUCCACAUGCUCCUGGGAGACCUGACUCCAGGUGACAGACAGAAGAUCAUGACAUUGUGCACCAUCGACGUGCACGCUCGCGACGUGGUCGCCAAACUCAUAGCACAGAAGGUGACAACGGGACAGGCGUUUGCAUGGCUGUCCCAGCUGCGCCAUCGUUGGGAUGACGUGACGAGACACUGUUACAUCAACAUCUGUGAUGCUCAGUUCCAGUUCUCAUAUGAGUACCUGGGCAAUACCAACAGACUGGUCAUCACUCCACUCACUGACAGGUGUUACAUCACUCUGACCCAGUCUCUCCACCUGACGAUGAGUGGCGCCCCCUCUGGUCCAGCAGGCACUGGGAAGACUGAAACCACCAAGGACCUGGGCCGCUCCUUAGGCAUCAUGGUCUAUGUAUUCAACUGCUCCGAACAGAUGGACUACAAGUCCAUAGGGAACAUCUAUAAAGGCCUGGCCCAGACUGGUGUGUGGGGCUGUUUUGAUGAGUUCAACAGGAUCUCUGUGGAGGUGCUAUCUGUGGUGGCAGUACAGGUCAAAACCAUACAGGACGCCAUCAGGAACAAGAGACAGAGGUUCCAUUUCCUGGGUGAGGAGAUCGAGCUGAGGCCGACCGUAGGGAUUUUUAUCACUCUGAACCCAGGCUACGCUGGGAGAACUGAACUACCAGAGAACCUCAAGGCCUUGUUCAGGCCGUGUGCGAUGGUGAUUCCUGACUACGAGUUGAUCUGUGAGAUCAUGCUGGUUGCUGAGGGAUUCAUCGACGCUCGCCUGCUCGCACGCAAGUUCAUCAGCCUGUACACACUCUGCAAGGAGCUGCUCUCUAAGCAGGACCACUAUGACUGGGGCCUCAGGGCCAUCAAGUCAGUGCUGGUGGUGGCUGGAUCACUGAAGAGAGAAGACAGAAGCAGACCAGAAGAGCAGGUGUUCUGUGAGGUGGAGGUGAAGAAGCUGUGUCUGUCUCAGGCUAAUGCUGACCUGGCUGAGGCCGCAGACAAACUAGAAGCCAUUAGGAAGAAACUAGCUGAGUUGGACUGUAGUCUGGAUACCCUGACUGCUGCGUUUGAGAAGGCUACCUCUGAGAAGCUUCGCUGUCAGGACGAGGUCAACCAUACCAACAAAACCAUCGAACUGGCCAAUCGCCUCGUCAAAGGACUCGAGUCGGAGAAUGUGCGUUGGGCCCACUCUGUAGCCGGGUACCAUGAGCAGGAGGAGACUCUGUGUGGAGACCUUCUGCUGACUGCAGCCUUCAUCUCCUACGCCGGAUCCUUCUCUAAGAAGUACCGCAGAGAACUACUGGAGAACCUCUGGAUGCCCUUCCUACGUGGCCAGAAGAUACCCAUCCCCAUGACAGAGGGGUUAGAUCCAGUGUGUAUGCUGACGGAUGAUGCUACCGUGGCUCAGUGGAACAACGAGGGGUUGCCGGGAGACAAGAUGUCCACUCAGAACGCCACCAUCCUCACCAACUGUGAACGCUGGCCACUGCUUAUUGACCCCCAACUGCAGGGCAUCAAGUGGAUCAAGAUUCGUUAUGGCAACAGCCUCAAGGUGGUCAGCCUGGGAGAGAAAGGGUAUGUGGAUGUGAUAGAGCAGGCUGUUGUGACUGGAGACACUGUCCUCAUAGAGAAUCUGGAGGAGUCCAUCGACCCUGUCAUAGACCCUCUACUGGGACGACACACGAUCAAGAAGGGCAGUUGUAUAAAGGUGGGGGAUAAAGAGUGUUUCUUCCACCCAGCGUUCAGGCUGAUCCUCCACACUAAGCUGGCUAACCCCCACUAUAAGCCUGAGAUCCAGGCCCAGACCACCCUCAUCAACUUCACUGUUACAAGAGACGGCCUGGAGGACCAGCUGCUGGCUCAGGUGGUCAAUCUGGAGAGGCCCGACCUCGAGCACCUCAAGAGUGACCUGACCAAGCAGCAGAACCUGUUCAAGAUCGAGCUGAAGCUGUUGGAGGACGAGCUGCUGGGCCGUCUCUCUGCUGCUGAGAGCAACUUCCUAGGAGACAACGUCCUGGUGGAGAAACUGGAGACCACCAAACACACGGCCGCGGAGAUCGAGAUGAAGGUUCUGGAGGCGAAGGUGAACGAGGUGAAGAUCAACGAGGCCAGAGAACACUACCGCCCCGUAGCAGUCAGAUCCUCUCUGCUGUACUUCAUCAUGAACGACCUCAACAAGAUCAACCCCAUGUACCAGUUCAGCCUCAAGGCGUUUAACGUGGUGUUCCACAAGGCGGUGGAGCAGGCAGAGGUGUGUGAGGACGUGAGGAGCAGAGUCAACACUCUAAUAGACGGCAUCACCUACUCCACCUUCAACUACAUCAGCAGAGGCCUGUUUGAGAGAGACAAACUCACCUUCACCGCUCAACUCGCCUUCCAGUUGUUACUGAUGAGUAAGGAGAUAGACGUACGAGAACUAGACUUCCUGCUCCGCUUCAACAUCGACCACAGCUACAUCUGUCCUGUAGAUUUCCUCUCCAACCAGGCCUGGAGCGCCAUCAAGACAAUGAGUUUCACUGAUGAGUUUCGUGGUUUGGACCGGGACAUUGAGGGCUCCCCUAAACGCUGGAAAAAGGUGGUAGAGUCCGAGUGUCCGGAGAAAGAGAAGUUUCCUCAGGAGUGGAAAGCAAAAAGUUCCCUACAGAAACUCAUUAUGAUGAGAGCCCUGAGACCUGAUAGGAUGACUUACGCUGUCAGGAACUUUGUGGAGGAGAAGUUGGGGGUGAAGUAUACAGAGAGGAGGAAGACCGAGUUUGCUAAGUCCUUCAGAGAGAGUGGACCCGCCUCGCCUGUCUUCUUCAUCCUGUCUCCCGGAGUAGACCCUCUCAAAGACGUGGAGUCACUGGGCAGGAAGUUAGGAUUCACCAUAGACCUGGGGAAGCUCCACAAUGUGUCUUUGGGUCAGGGCCAGGAGGCUGUGGCUGAGGUUGCCAUGGAGAUGGCUGCUAAGGAGGGACACUGGGUCAUCCUACAGAAUAUCCAUCUGGUGGCUCGCUGGCUGGGGUCGUUGGAGAAGCUUCUGGAACGCUGCUGUGAGGGCAGUCACCAGGACUACAGAGUGUUUAUGAGUGCUGAGCCUGCCCCUACACCACAGGAGCACAUCAUCCCUCAGGGCAUCCUGGAGAAUGCCAUCAAGAUCACUAACGAGCCUCCCACUGGCAUGCAUGCCAACCUCCACGCUGCUCUGGACAACUUUGACCAGGAUAUAUUGGAUCAGUGCAGUAGAGAGCAGGAGUUUAAGACCAUCCUGUUCUCUCUGUGUUAUUUUCAUGCCUGUGUGGCUGAGAGGCGCAAGUUCGGUCCUCAGGGUUGGAACAGGAAAUACCCCUUUAACACUGGAGACCUCACCAUCUCUGUCAAUGUGCUCUACAACUACCUGGAGGCCAACUCACAGGUGCCGUGGGAGGACUUGCGCUAUUUGUUUGGAGAGAUCAUGUACGGAGGUCACAUCACAGACGACUGGGACAGAAGACUCUGUAGAACCUACCUGGAGGAAUACAUGCAGCCCAACCAGUCUGACAGGAAGUUGGCUCUGGCUCCGGGCUUUGUGGUUCCCUCGAACUUGGACUACCAGGGUUACCAUGGUUACAUAGAUGAGAUGCUGCCCCAUGAGAGCCCGGUGCAUUAUGGGCUACACCCCAACGCAGAGAUAGAGUUUCUGACGGUGACCUCUGAUAACCUCUUCCACACACUGCUGGAGCUGCAGUCACCUGACUCUGUGAUGGGAGAGGGUGCUUCACAGACCGUAGAGGAGAAGGUGAAGACCAUCCUAGACGAGGUGUUGGAGAAGCUUCCAGAAGAGUACAACAUGUCAGACAUCACGUCUAAGACAGCUGAGAGAUCACCAUACAUCCUGGUCUGCUUCCAGGAGUGUGAGCGUAUGAACACGCUCAUCUACGAGAUACGACGCUCACUGAAGGAGCUGGACCUGGGGCUGAAGGGUGAGCUGGCGAUCUCCUCAGAGAUGGAGCAGAUCCAGGCAGCUCUGUUCUUUGAUAACGUCCCAGACACCUGGACCAAACUGGCCUACCCCUCCACUUACAGCCUUGCCCAGUGGUAUAAUGACGUGUUGCUGCGCUGUAGAGAGCUGGACAGCUGGACACAGGACCUGGCUCUACCCACCGUCAUCUGGCUGUCUGGACUCUUUAACCCACAGUCCUUCUUAACAGCGGUGAUGCAGUCUCUGGCUCGUAAGAAUGAGUGGCCAUUAGAUAAGAUGAACCUGACUGUGGAUGUGACUAAGAAAUUUAAGGAAGAGUUCAACCAGCCAGCCAGAGAGGGAGUAUACGUAUACGGACUGUACAUGGAAGGUGCAAGAUGGGACACUCAGGGUGGGGUGAUCGCGGAGGCUCGUCUGAAGGAGUUAACCCCCUCCAUGCCAGUCAUCUCAGUCCGAGCUGUACCGAACGACAGACAGGAGACGCGUAACAUCUACGAGUGUCCCCUGUACAAGACCAAGCUGAGAGGAACCACUUAUGUCUGGACCUUCAGCCUCAAGACCAGAGAGAGACCAGCCAAGUGGGUACUGGCUGGGGUGGCCCUGCUGCUCAGUGUGUAGAGGUAAGGGUUAGGGGGGAGACCAGACAAGUGGGUACUGGCUGGGAAGAAGCAAGGUCGUUUUUCCAUUCGCUAUUUGUAGGGUGUGUAUUUUCUGCAUUAUGUUGCUAAGUGUGAGAGAAGGUAUUUUAUGUAAAAUACAUGUAUGUGUUACUACAUAAUCCCUCAAAACAGGUUUGAUGUUGCUAUUGAAUUAUAAAAUACAUUUGUGUAGUACUGUUUUAGCACCUGAAAUCUAUGUGAAAAUGUAUAAAGCAUUUGGACAUUUUAUUCAUAUGACUUAGUAAGAAUAGAAAUAAAAAUGAAAAUCUGUACUUUUUCUGAAUUUAUUGAAAAACAAUACAGUACAAGCUGCAAAAUAGUUUCACACAUUUGAUCACAGUAAGAAACCCAUUAAUUCAAAGCUUAGUAUUUUGAACAAAUCAACUGUAUCGUCUAACAAGUGUACAAGUCGAAAAGCAGAAAACAUUGGAUGGUACCCUUUACCUAGGCCUAGCCUCAACUAAUGAGUGGUGUUCAAGUGCUCUAUGGUCUAUGUAACACUUGUUAAUAUGGCACAUCAUUUACAUGUCACUUUAAAAGCUUCAAUGGGCACGAUUUCCAAAAAAAGGCAGCUUCAGGCUAAGUUCAUCAUUACAAGCAUAGGAUCCCAUAGUUGUAACGAUGAACUGGGUUAAACGAUGAGCUUAUUACGAUGCUUUUGGGAAACCGGGCCCAGAACAACAUGACAGUUAGCAGCGGGAAAUCCACACUGCUCAUAAUUCUUCACUAUUAUGCCCCACAGUCCUCACACACAGGGGCGUGUAUACAUUUGGCUUCAAUUUAAAAAAUAAAAUUGUGUUUGUGUGUUCCCCUAGUCACUGUCAUCGUCAGACCAGCCCAGGUCCAUCAUGUUCAUGUCCAGCGUCGCGGCGGCCAUAUUGAUUUUGGUUCCAUGUCGCACGCUACAGGUCUUAGAAGAGUUCUGAUUGGAUGUG